AUUUAAAUUUUGAUUUUCUCCGCAGGAAAAACGUGUGGUGCGUUUUGAGAUUUUAAUCAGGUUUUUAUCUGAAUUGGCAAAAGCGAUAAGAUUUGAGGCCAAAUUUGUGCACGGCUCGGCUGGAUUCGCUCCCCACUUAUGCAGGAGAGAUGCGUGCAGCGCUGCAGCUAGAGCGAGACCUCAUUCCCAACUCGGGCUCGGCCGACAGCUGAUCUCGCAAAUUGUGCCGCUGCUGCAUUUUUACAUGUGAAAAUGAAAAGUGAAACGAUCGAGAGUGAAGAUAAGGCCGAUUCCGACAUGGACUACUGUCCAAUGGACAGCGACCACGAGUCACCGGUUGUCUACAAUUCUAGUCCCAAUCUGUCCAGGAUGAAGAAAAACGAGGAGGCGGCGUCGUCGCUCCGAGUCACGGCGGUCCAGAUUCUGGUCACCUUAGGCGCGUCUCUGUCAAUGUUAUCACCUGGCAUGGCUCUCGGAUUCUCAGCCGUCGCUCUUCCUCAGUUAACAGUCGAAGGAAUACCAAAUAAAAUUGAUCCAUUCAAUGAAAACAUAGCAUCGUGGUUUGCGAGCAUUUCCAACAUCGCGACGCCCGUGGGCUGUUUGUUGUCGGCGUGGACGCUGGAAAGGGUGGGCCGAAAGUUCACGUUGGUUCUGCUGAACGUGCCGUGCAUGGUCGGCUGGGUCUUCCUCGCCACCUCCAACACCCUGUGGGGCCUGUUCGUGGGCAGGAUUUGCACGGGGCUCGCGAUCGGCCUGGCCAGCGCCGUCACCAACGUCUACCUCGCCGAGGUGGUCAAGCCCGCGAUGAGGGGCUUCCUCAUUUGCUGGAACUCCAUCAGCAUAGCCCUAGGAAUACUCAUAGUCUAUAUUUUAGGAUCGGCACUUCCUUGGAGGUACGCAGCGUGGGCUGGCGCGGUCCCCGCACUUUUGGCGUUCGUCGCCGCAAUAAUCAUGCCCGACAGCCCGUCCUGGCUGCUGAGCCGCUCGAAAGCCUCGCAGGCCGAAAGGUCGCUGAUCGCCCUGAGAGGCGGCGGCGGAGCUGCCGUCAGGGCCGAGUUUGAGGAGCUUGUCAGGGCGCAGGAGCAAAGGGCCAAGGGACCCAAGGCGGGCUGGCGAAAUUUGUCCAGGUCCUUCCGCAAACCCGAGUUCUGGAAGCCGCUGCUCAUUUUGAACGUUUUCUUCGCCUUCCAACAAUUCUCAGGCAUUUACGUGGUCAUCUUUUACGCGGUGGACGUGGUGCAGGAGGCGGGCGUCACGAUGGACAAGUAUUUGGCGACGGUGUUCAUCGGGGUGGCCAGAUUGAUUGCCACCGGCGGAGUCAGCAUAGCCAUGAGGCGGUACGGCCGCAGACCCAUGGGCAUCAUUUCUGGCGUCGGAAUGACCUUCUGCAUGGUUCUGUUGGGCGCUCAUUUGUACUUCACAGAGGGGAUGACGCCGACGCCGCUGAGUUGGUGGCCAGCCGUGGCCGUCAUCGGCUACAUUUUCACUUCGACCAUCGGUUUCCUGACCCUGCCGUGGGUGAUGGUCGGCGAGGUGUUCCCUUCGGAGCUGCGGGGCGUGGGCGGCGGGCUGACCACGUGUUUCGCCUAUUUGAUCGGAUUCGCGGUGCUCAAGGCUUACCCCGGAAUGCAGCACAUGCUCAACGCCUACGGCGUCUUCCUAGUUUACGGAAUCGUCUCGUUUUUGGCCACGAUCUUCGUCAUAAUUUGGCUUCCGGAGACGCACGGAAAAACGCUGGCCCAGGUCGAGGAAUAUUUUGCCGGACCCGCCCGACGGCAAAACAACUCGCCGCCGGUCAUGGCCCUGUCCAAACCGCUGCUGGUGAUGAGUGCGCCGGUCAAAGACGCGGACAAAGACCAAAUCGCUUAACUUAUUAUUAUUUCUGCAGAAAUAUAUCACAAACAAUAUAUAUUUGCACCGUUUUAAGUGCAGUGAAUUUUCAGUUACUGUGGCGCAAAAAGUUGAAAUUAUUGAUUAUAUGCUCAUUGGUCUCUAUUGUUUCCUAUUUUGUAAUGUUCUUUCUUAGAUUUGACUGCCCAAAUUUGAAUGUACCUUGAAGAAAUUGUCUGCUGGUUGUUUUAUAAUCAAAAUGUGAAUAUUUUUUAGUCUAAUAUGUAUGAAAUAUUUUUCAGUAUACCAUUAAUAUAAUUAAAUGAUAAGUUAUAAUUUUAAAUAAAUAU
Molecule: messenger RNA, 2180 nt
Organism: Neocloeon triangulifer
Lineage: Eukaryota; Metazoa; Arthropoda; Insecta; Ephemeroptera; Baetidae
Product: solute carrier family 2, facilitated glucose transporter member 8-like
Exons: 8
Coding region: 253-1869 (538 amino acids)
Biological process (GO): carbohydrate transport; transmembrane transport
Cellular component (GO): membrane
Molecular function (GO): sugar transmembrane transporter activity
Source: RefSeq, a predicted model, not a curated record